AUGGGGCUGGGGUGGAGGGGUGCAGGGACCCUUGGAAAAAGGACAGAGGGGAGCUGCUGGUACCUUUUGGUGACAUUGCUGCUGCUCUGUGGUUUCUGGAAGGCUCACACACAGACAGAUGAUUGGAAGUCUGUCUACUACUGGGAAACAGGUCCGUGGGGGAGAUGUAUGGGCAGCAACUGUGGCCCAGGUGGCAGCCAAAGCCGGGCAGUCUGGUGUGCCCAUGUGGAGGGCUGGACCACACUUCACACCAACUGUGACCAGAGCCAGCGCCCCUCCAACCAGGGAAACUGUUUCCGUGUGUGUGACUUUCACAAGGACCUUUAUGACUGGAAACUGGGUGCCUGGAAUGAGUGCGUGCCAGUGUCAGCAAGGACCUUUGGGGCCCCGCGGCCGUUCACAUGCAGUGGAGGCGAAGAGGGCAUUCAGACCCGGGAGGUGGUCUGCAUACUCAAGUCAGACGGGACUCCAGCAGAGGAUGCCAUCUGUGAAUACUUUGAGCCCAAGCCUCGCCUGGAGCAGGCAUGUUUGAUCCCUUGCCCCCAGGACUGCGUGGUUUCUGAGUAUUCUCCGUGGACGUCCUGCUCCAAAACGUGUGGAACGGGCCUCCGGAACAGGAUCCGUAGUGUCCUGGUUCCUCCACUUUUUGGAGGUGUUGUCUGCCCCAACCUAACUGAGUUCCAGUCUUGUAAACCUGGGCCGUGCACAGGUCCGGAGGGCAUGUACAGUCUCAGGAUUGGUCCCUGGAGCACUUGCGCCCUCCCACAGACUCGGCCGGCGCGCCAAGCCAAGCGCAGGAAAGGUAAAGGCCAGGGGCUCAGGGAGCGAGCGGGGGUCAAAGAUCCCGAGACCAGGGAGCUUAUCCAGAAGAAACGGACCAGGAACCGCCUUAACCGGCAAGAGAGUCCAUUCUGGGACAUCCAGGUGGGCUUCCAGACUCGAGACGUGACCUGCAUACAUAGGAAUGGGAGCGCUGUGGGACGCAUCCUCUGCACACAGAGAGACCAGCUGCUGAUCGUCCAGUCCUGCGUCCUCCCCAAAGACUGCAAGGUGACCGACUGGGCCGAGUGGGGUCCCUGCUCCAAAACCUGCGCUGACCCCGAAUCUCCCACAGGCAGUCGCACUCGCAACAGACAGGUGCUCCAGUUCCCUGUGGGCGAGGGGGCGGAGUGCCCGCCACUGGAGGAGUUGGAGUCUUGUGAGCCUCAGGGUGACGGCAUGCCGCCCUGCGCCACCUACACCUGGAGAACCACAGAGUGGAGCGAUUGCAGAGUCGACUUGUUGCUAAGCCAACAGGACCGUCGGCGUAGCAACCUCACAGGGCUUUGUGGAGGAGGCCUACAGACCAGAGAAAUAUACUGUGUCCAGGCCAACGCUGAGCUUCUUAAAUACCUCGACGACCUCAGAGAAAAAGACAAAGCAGGUCAGACCCAAAGACAGCAGAAGCCUAGUGUCCCCCCUCUCCUCUCCAUCACCUUCCAGAUUACAGCUUCCCGCCCAGUGGAAAACAAGCUGUGUGAGGGUCCGAUCCCCAACAGGUCCCAGCUGUGCCAAAUCCCCUGUCCCAUCGACUGUGAGGUGUCACCGUGGGGGGCGUGGGGGCCGUGUACCUUCGAGAACUGUGAUGACCAGGCUGCAAAGAAAGGUUUCAAACUGCGUAAACGCCAGAUUACCAACGAGCCGACGGGAGGGCCCGGAAACUGCCCCCACCUGGUGGAGGCGGUGCCGUGUGACGAGCCCAGUUGUUACGACUGGAAACUGCUCAGCCUGGAUCAGUGUGUCCCUAACGAUGAGAAGACGUGCGGGCCCGGCACACAGCUGGCACAGGUCCAGUGUAUUAACAGCAAUGGAGAGGAGGUGGACAGAAAUCAGUGCUCGUCUGCCCCGGCUCCAGAGCCCGUCCCCUGCCAGGUGCCUUGCUCCAGGGACUGUGUGCUCAGCGAAUGGACACCUUGGUCCACCUGCUCUCAGACCUGCUCCAGUAAAACCAUCGAGGGCAAGCAGAUGAGGACCCGCUCCAUCCUGGCCUACAAUGCCGGGGAAGGUGGCGCCCUGUGUCCGAACAGCAGUGCCCUUCAGGAGGUGCGGAACUGUAACGAACACGCCUGCACGGUUUACCACUGGCAGACGGGACCUUGGGGGCCUUGCACCGAAGACCCCUCUGCCGCAUCCCUCAAUACCUCCGUGGGUGUCCGUGCCAGCGGCGACGGUCAAGGGCCCUGCUCUAUGGGAAUGCAGACUCGCAAAGUCAUCUGUGUUCGGGUCAACGUGGGACAGGUGCCACCCAAGAAGUGUCCAGACGGCCCCCGCCCCAGCACAGUACGACCGUGUCAGCUGCCCUGCAAGAAAGACUGCAUCGUGACCCCUUUCAGCGACUGGACUCCCUGCCCUGUUACAUGUGACGCAGCUGGUAACGCCGUGAAGAGAAAGCAAUCGAGGAAACGUCUUAUCAUCCAGCUGCCAUCCAACGGAGGACAGGAGUGUCCAGAGGUGCUGGAGGAGGAGAAAGACUGUGAGGUCCCUAAAGUCUGUCCAGGUUUCAGGUGGAAAACCCACAAAUGGAGGAAGUGUCAGCUGGUCCCAUGGUUCCUCAGACAGGACAGCACCGGUGCUCAGGAGACCUGUGGACCAGGACUUCAAACAAGAGCUGUGUCCUGUCGCCAGCUGGAUGGGACGCAGGCCGACAUCAGCGAGUGUCUGAAAUUUGCCAAGACCAUGCCUGCCAUCACUCAGCGCUGUCAGCUCCCCUGCCAGGAUGACUGCCAGCUCACCAACUGGUCCAAGUUCUCGUCCUGCACAGCUGACUGCGUCGGGGUCCGCACUAGAAAGAGGGCAUUGAUAGGGAGGAGCAAGAAGAAAGACAAGUGCAAGAACACACAGAUGUACCCUCUGAGUGAGACCCAGUACUGCCCCUGUGACAAAUACAAUGCCCAACCGGUGGGGAACUGGUCAGACUGCAUCCUGCCCGAGGGAGGCAGAGUGGAGAGUGUACUGGGGAUGAAGGUCCAGGGAGACAUCAAGGAGUGUGGAGAGGGCUACCGCUACCAGGCCAUGGUGUGUUACGACCAGGACAACAGGCUGGUGGAGACUAUACGCUGCAACAGUCACGGUUACAUUGAGGAGGCGUGCAUCAUCCCCUGUCCUUCAGACUGUAAACUCAGUGAAUGGUCUAACUGGUCGCGCUGUAGCAAGUCCUGCGGCAGUGGAGUCAAAGUUCGCUCCAAAUGGCUCCGAGAGAAACCUUACAACGGUGGGCGGCCGUGUCCCAAACUGGACCACAUCAACCAGGCCCAGGUCUACGAGGUGGUGCCGUGUCAGAGUGACUGCAAUCAGUAUGUGUGGCUAGCUGAGCCGUGGAGUGUGUGGAAGGUCAGCAACGUGUACUUAAAAGAGAACUGCGGUGAAGGCGUACAGACCAGAAAAGUCAGAUGUAUGCUCAACACCAUAGACGGGCCAUCAGAGUCUGUGGAGGACUACCUCUGCGACCCGGAGGAGAUGCCCCUGGGGGCCAGGGAGAGCCGGCUGCCCUGCCCAGAGGAUUGCGUCCUCAACGACUGGGGCCCCUGGAGCCGCUGCAGCCUGCCCUGCACCAGAACCAACAGCCGACAGCGGACGGCGUACACCCUCCGCUCACCCAGCGUGGGACGGCAGUGUCCGGACACGACCGACAACGAGCCCUGCAGCCUGAACCUCAACUGUUUCAACUACUUUUACAACAUCACAGAUUGGAGCACAUGUCAGCUGAGCCCCAACGCUGUAUGUGGGAGUGGUAUCAAGACCCGGAUGCUCGACUGUGUUCGCAGCGACGGCAAAUCAGUCGACUUGAAAUUCUGCGAGGAGAUGAAUUUGGAGAAGAAGUGGCAGAUGAACAUCUCCUGCAUGGUCGAGUGUCCCGUCAACUGUCAGCUGUCAGACUGGUCAGCCUGGUCAGAGUGUUCACAGACCUGCGGGCUCGAGGGUAAGAUGUGGCGUCGGAGGUCGGUGGUCCAGGCCUCUCAGGGUGACGCGCCCUGCCCCCUUCAGAUGGAGCAGUGGAAGCCCUGCCCUGUCCGUCCAUGCUACCGCUGGCAGUACAGCCCCUGGUCUGAGUGUCGGGUGGAGGGUGUGGUGUGCGGACACGGCAUGCGCUACCGAAACCUUUCCUGCUUCGUGUCGGACGAGUCAAACAGCGGCGAGAGCAGUCUGGUGGACGAGGAGCUGUGCAGCAGCCUGGAGUUAUCUGUCGAUGGAGACAAACAGAUCAGUCUGAAAGAGGCCUGCACUCUUCCCUGCCCAGGUGAGUGCUACCUGAUGGAGUGGUCAGACUGGAGCUCGUGUGUCAGCAUCUGUGUCAAAGGAGCCGGUGUGGAGUUCGGUUCGGUUCAGGCCCGCUCGCGAGCCGUGUUGGCCCAGGAGCCUGAAAACCUGCAGCUCUGUCCCGACCAGGCGUGGGAGUCUCAGUCCUGCACAGGGGGCGAAUGUUACGAGUACAAAUGGAUCAGCAGUCUAAACUCCACUCGCCCACUCAUCUGGUGUCAGCGCUCAGAUGGACUCAAUGUCACCGGAGGUUGUCCUCCAGUGAACCCUCCAGUGGACAACGGGUCCUGUGACUCGCCGUGUCUCAUGCCAAAGUCUUUCUGCAGUGAGGCUGGAGUCUGCAUGUGCGAGGAGGGCUUCACAGAGGUGCUCUCUCCCACUGGGCAGCUGGACCAGUGCGCCCCCAUCCCAAUUCUAGAGAUCCCCACAGCGGGGGACAAGAAGGGGGAUGUGAAGACCAGUCGUGCCAUUAACCCCACCCUGCCCACCACCAACCAGCCUGGACGCACCGGGCGGACCUGGUACCUGCAGCCCUACGGACCAGAUGGGAAGCUGAAGAUGUGGGUGUAUGGUGUAGCAGCCGGAGCCUUUGUGCUCCUCAUAUUCAUAGUGUCUAUGAUAUACCUAGCUUGCAAAAAGCCAAAGAGACCUCAGAGACAGAGGCAACAAAACAACCGACUAAAACCUCUGACUCUCGCCUACGACGGGGACACGGACAUGUAGAGUCCUCCGGGAGACGCUUCACCGAGCACUUCACCUGUCAUAGAGACCCACUUCAUUACGCCAUUACAGUGAAGGACAUGGAUGUUUGCAGCGUGAAUGGACACGUCACAGAGCGGAGGAGAAAUGAUAGAAAAUCCUCUUAGCACAGAGCAGAUUGGGGUUUAACCAUUUCAAGUAGUUCACUCCAUUCACUCCCUCUUUCUUUUGUCUUUUCUUUUCUUUUGUAAGAGCCUUCAUGACCUCCACCUUGUUAAAUGAAAUGCCUUUUUUUUUCUUUUUUUCUCUUUUUUUUUGUCCCUUACACAUCUACAUUUGUGUAAAGACUAGUUUCAGAUGAAGGGAGGAGGGCUGGGGUGCUGGAAGAAGACAGACCGAGCUGUCUCUGAACACGACAGCACAAGCAUCAACUCUUCUCUCUCUCUCUUCCUCCACACGCUUUUUUUUUUCUUUCUCUUUUUUUUUCUUCUGCUUGUCCCUAAAAAUGCUGAGUAGCUGGAGGCUUAGGAUGCUCUGACGGUUCGUACGUUGCCAAAAGUCACCGCAGGGAAGAGGAGGAGGGAGAGGGAAAAUCUCCAUAAAAAGGUUUGGAUUCCUUUUUCUCAAUCCUCAACUGGGUUUUGACUCAAAUCUCUUUUACAGUCUUGAACAAAAGGAGGCAUUUCUCCUCUUUUUUUUCUUUUUUUCUUUCUUUCUUUCUUUUUUUUGUUGCUUGAUUCAGAGGCACACUGGCCUGUGUUUGUGGGAUAAACCAAUCUGUAUGAUGCUGAUGGAGGAGUAGCCUGCAAUCAGUUGUUCAUGGAACUACUGCCUGCCCGCCUGCCUGCCUCCACCCUUUGCUUUGUUUCAGGCACUACAUUGCACUAUAUUAGUGCAGCAUGAUAUGCACAUGUGACUUCUACCUUCUAUUGCCAUAAAACACUGCCUCUCUCAACUCUUCCACUGACAAAAAAAAAGAAAAGCUGCAUAAAAGCAAAAGGAACAGCUAUAAGGUCACCACGAGAACAAUCAAAGAUGAAAAAUGAAAAACCAAUGGCGACAGAAAAAGAUGUUUUAGAUGCGUCACAGGCGAGAAUCUCAAGUAAAUAUAUAUGUAUAGAUUUUAUUUCUCACAACUGAUUCUUUUCUUUUCUUUUUCUAUUUUUUUUUUUUUUUUUUUUGGUUGUAGUAAAGUACCUUUUGUGGUUCGUAGA
Molecule: messenger RNA, 6209 nt
Organism: Scomber japonicus (chub mackerel)
Lineage: Eukaryota; Metazoa; Chordata; Actinopteri; Scombriformes; Scombridae
Gene: thsd7ab
Product: thrombospondin type-1 domain-containing protein 7A
Biological process (GO): actin cytoskeleton organization
Cellular component (GO): plasma membrane
Source: RefSeq, a predicted model, not a curated record